AUGCCAAGCAGAUCUAAAUUUAAAACAAGUUUUAAAUUUGCCAAGAUAUUGUUAGGGGCAUACCUAUUUCAAAAAUAUGGGUUUAGUAUAUGUAUUACAGAUGGUCCUUCAAUGAUCCCAACAAUUGGGCCAAAGAGAGAACUUUUGUUGUAUGAAAAGCUCACUAUUUCUUUCUCCAGAAUUUUUAGACUGAAUGGGAAAAUACCCAUUUACAGAAAUGAUAUAGUAAUUGCAAAUUCUGUGGAAGAUCCGGAAAUAUUAGUCUGUAAGAGAGUAAUUGGCAAAGAGGGUGAUGUAGUAACAGUCUUUCCAAACUAUACACUGGUAUCUAAACUUAAUGACUACAACAUUCAAGACUUAGUUCCGAAAAAAACUACUUGUUUUCAAAUGAAAAUACCCCCAAAUUAUUUUUGGAUUCAAGGGGAUAAUUUUAAAAACUCUAGAGAUUCCAGAAAUUACGGGCCUAUUCACGAAUCUAUGAUAAUAGGAAGAGUAGUAUUUAAGUUAUGGCCAAAUCCGAUUUUUUCAAGAUUAUCUACAAUAAUAAGAAAGAAAAUGGAGCAGCUUAAUGUUUUAGAAAACCAUUAG
Messenger RNA from Cryptosporidium ubiquitum, 588 nucleotides. RefSeq lists its product as uncharacterized. Bases 1 to 588 code for a protein of 195 amino acids. The transcript has 3 exons. The record is from RefSeq and is a predicted model, not a curated record. NCBI's taxonomy places the organism in Eukaryota, Apicomplexa, Conoidasida, Eucoccidiorida, Cryptosporidiidae. Gene Ontology annotation, cellular component: mitochondrial inner membrane peptidase complex; membrane. Gene Ontology annotation, molecular function: serine-type endopeptidase activity.